Molecule: messenger RNA, 881 nt
Organism: Kogia breviceps (pygmy sperm whale)
Lineage: Eukaryota; Metazoa; Chordata; Mammalia; Artiodactyla; Physeteridae
Gene: ARPC3
Product: actin related protein 2/3 complex subunit 3
Biological process (GO): regulation of actin filament polymerization; Arp2/3 complex-mediated actin nucleation
Cellular component (GO): Arp2/3 protein complex; cytoskeleton
Molecular function (GO): actin filament binding
Source: RefSeq, a predicted model, not a curated record
CUCACUUCCGCCUACCCCGCCCAGGCUGCCAGACCGGAAGCGCUGCGCUCUAACCCAAUCCUCCUCAUCGGGGUUGAAACCCGGGCGCCUCCAAGAUGCCGGCUUACCACUCUUCCCUCAUGGACCCUGACACGAAACUCAUUGGAAACAUGGCACUGUUGCCUAUCAGAAGUCAGUUCAAAGGACCCGCCCCUAGAGAGACAAAAGAUACAGAUAUUGUGGAUGAAGCUAUCUAUUACUUCAAGGCCAAUGUCUUCUUCAAAAACUAUGAAAUUAAGAAUGAAGCUGAUAGGACCUUGAUAUAUAUAACUCUCUACAUUUCUGAGUGUCUAAAGAAACUCCAAAAGUGCAAUUCUAAAAGCCAAGGCGAGAAAGAAAUGUAUACACUGGGAAUCACUAAUUUUCCCAUUCCCGGAGAGCCUGGUUUUCCACUUAAUGCGAUUUACGCCAAACCUGCAAACAAACAGGAAGAUGAAGUGAUGAGGGCCUACUUACAACAAUUGAGGCAAGAGACUGGACUGAGACUUUGUGAGAAAGUUUUUGACCCUCAGAAUGAUAAACCCAGCAAGUGGUGGACUUGCUUUGUGAAGAGACAAUUCAUGAACAAGAGUCUUUCAGGACCUGGACAGUAAAGGGAGCCUUGGGCAGACACUGUCUCCACAGCUGUGGGCAGCAUUUACAGCAAGAUGUACACAGUUCUUUGCCUUUAUUUCGUAAAGUUUUAUACAGAGGAGAGAAGAGAGUGUGUCUUUACUUGAAGAGCUCUUUAUCAAGAAUUUUGGGCUGUGGGGUGGGGAAGAAUGAGUUGUUGACGGGUGAUUUGAAGUUUCUGCAGUAUUAAGCUGGUGCUUAAUGAGUAGUAAUAAAGAAAUUUUCUAACA